Suillus subaureus is the source of this 1038-nucleotide messenger RNA. Its product is annotated as NAD(P)-binding protein. The record is from RefSeq and is a predicted model, not a curated record. Bases 1 to 1038 code for a protein of 345 amino acids. The transcript is spliced from 6 exons. NCBI's taxonomy places the organism in Eukaryota, Fungi, Basidiomycota, Agaricomycetes, Boletales, Suillaceae.
AUGGGCAAGUUGGGCAUCUGGGAUUUCUUUAGCGAACAAGGACGAGACCUUCCCCUUCCAAGAGAAUCGGUGAACGGGAAGACGGUUGUUAUAGCUGGAGCGAACGUUGGAUUAGGACUCGAGGCAUCGGCUCAUGUCGCGAACAAGAAGCCCAGCUUGGUCAUUGCGACAUGUAGAGACGCAGUGAAGUGUGAGCGAACUUUGAAACUUCUCCGUGAACGCUGCGCUGGAACUCAACCAGCCAGUCUCGAUUCAUGGCCGCUAGAACUGUCUUCUUUUGACAAUGUCCGCUCUUUUGCCGACAGGUUCGAUGCAGAAGGGCCAGAACGCCUGAAUGUCUUCGUCGCCAACGCAGGCACAUUCAAACCGGUUUAUACUCGAACCCAAGAUGAUUGGGAAAUAAUGCUGCAAGUCAACUAUCUCUCAAUUGCGCUUUUGAGCAUUCUCCUUCUGCCUCAUCUGCUCCAUUCGGCAACUUGUGAGGAUCCAUCUCGACUGGUCUUGGUGUCAAGUUUGGGACAUUAUCUUGCGGAACCCGUGUUGACAGGUUCACAAAAUUGGGAUCACGUAUUAGGGACCAUCAGUGCGGAGAAUUUUGGAGCGUAUGGGAUGUCCAGGUACAACCUAUCGAAGAUGCUCCAGGUCGCGUUCGUGCGCGAACUUGCUGCCCGGCUUCCUUCUCCCACUCCAUUGGUCAUCACUGCCGUUGACCCCGGACUUUGUCACUCGUACUUACAGCGGGAACUUGAAAAGUACUGUCUCUUACGUAUAGUCCUUGCAUUCGUGAAGUGGCUUCUUCGCGCAAGAACCUCGGAAAUGGGCAGUCGUACCCUUGUCUAUGCAGCUCUAGCAACAAACGCACAGAAUCUCCAUGGCAAGUACAUGUCAAGUUGUGAGGUCGUCGAGGAAUGUGAUUUCCUCUUGAGUGCUGAGGGCAAAGCGUUCUCAGAGAGACUUUGGUGGGAGACUAUCGAAGUUUUAUCGAAAGUAGAUGACCGAGUGUCUCAGAUCGUAAGCACUUACUUGCCGGCUAGGUAG